CCCGUGCGAGUGUCUCCCUCUCCCUCUCGCUCCCUCUCUCUCUCCCUCUCUCUCUCUUUUGUGAGUUAUAGCAACCGUUGCCUUGUGAAUCAAGCGCCAUAGUCACCGUAGUCCUGGCGACUGUUACCCAUCAACAACAACUACUCCUCUCCUCCUCCUCCUCUUCCUCCUCCUCCUCCUCCUCCUCCUCCCCACCACCACCAUCUCCAUCACCCACCAACAACACCACAAUAAUCCACAGCCAAGAGACCAUCAUGCAGACAUCAGAGACCGGGUCGGACACAGGUUCGACAGUGACUUUACAAACAUCUGUGGCUAGUCAAGCAGCAGUGCCUACGCAGGUGGUGCAGCAGGUACCAGUACAACAGCAGGUACAGCAGGUACAGACUGUGCAGCAGGUACAACAUGUUUAUCCAGCUCAGGUGCAGUAUGUGGAAGGAAGUGAUACUGUCUAUACCAAUGGAGCAAUCCGAACAACAACUUACCCUUACACAGAAACCCAGAUGUACAGCCAGAACACUGGAGGGAAUUACUUUGACACUCAAGGGAGUUCCGCACAGGUGACUACCGUGGUCUCGUCCCACAGCAUGGUGGGCACUGGUGGGAUUCAGAUGGGCGUCACAGGAGGACAACUCAUCAGCAGCUCCGGAGGAACCUAUCUGAUUGGCAAUUCCAUGGAGAAUUCUGGUCACUCAGUGACACACACGACGCGGGCCUCCCCAGCGACAAUUGAAAUGGCGAUUGAGACGCUGCAAAAGUCUGACGGUCUGUCUACUCACAGAAGUUCUCUUCUCAACAGCCAUCUCCAGUGGCUGCUGGACAAUUAUGAGACAGCAGAAGGAGUAAGCCUUCCCAGAAGCACUCUGUACAACCACUACCUUCGACACUGUCAGGAACACAAACUGGACCCAGUCAAUGCUGCCUCUUUUGGAAAACUUAUAAGAUCAAUUUUUAUGGGGCUACGAACCAGAAGAUUGGGCACUAGAGGAAACUCCAAGUACCAUUACUAUGGGAUUCGUGUCAAGCCAGAUUCCCCCCUUAAUCGUCUGCAAGAAGAUAUGCAGUAUAUGGCUAUGAGACAACAACCCAUGCAACAGAAACAAAGGUACAAGCCUAUGCAGAAAGUGGAUGGGGUUGCAGAUGGUUUCACAGGAAGUGGUCAACAGACAGGCACAUCUGUUGAGCAAACUGUAAUUGCCCAAAGUCAACAUCAUCAGCAGUUUUUAGAUGCAUCUCGAGCCCUUCCAGAGUUUGGAGAAGUUGAAAUCUCUUCCCUGCCAGAUGGUACUACCUUUGAGGAUAUCAAGUCACUGCAGAGUCUUUAUCGAGAGCACUGUGAGGCAAUAUUGGACGUUGUUGUGAAUCUCCAGUUUAGCCUGAUAGAAAAAUUGUGGCAAACAUUCUGGCGCUAUUCUCCCACGACUCCAGCUGACGGCACUACCAUUACUGAACCAAGCAAUCUGAGUGAAAUAGAAAGUCGACUUCCGAAAGCAAAGCUGAUAACUCUGUGCAAACAUGAGUCUAUCCUGAAAUGGAUGUGUAACUGUGACCAUGGGAUGUACCAGGCUUUGGUGGAGAUUCUCAUCCCCGACGUCCUUAGACCUAUUCCUAGUGCCUUGACCCAAGCCAUUCGAAAUUUUGCAAAAAGCCUUGAAGGUUGGCUUUCCAAUGCCAUGAACAAUAUUCCACAGAGAAUGAUACAAACCAAGGUUGCCGCUGUAAGUGCCUUUGCCCAGACUCUGCGAAGAUACACGUCUCUCAAUCACCUGGCCCAGGCAGCUCGCGCAGUGCUUCAGAACACGUCCCAAAUCAACCAGAUGCUCAACGACCUCAACCGUGUCGACUUCGCCAACGUCCAGGAGCAGGCUUCCUGGGUGUGUCAAUGUGAUGACAACAUGGUUCAGAGACUAGAAACGGACUUCAAGAUGACGCUACAGCAGCAGAGCACUCUGGAGCAGUGGGCCGCGUGGCUUGACAAUGUGAUGAUGCAAGCCCUGAAACCCUACGAAGGAAGGCCCAGUUUCCCAAAAGCCGCCCGGCAGUUUCUGCUAAAAUGGUCUUUCUACAGCUCAAUGGUUAUUCGGGACUUAACCUUACGCAGUGCUGCUAGCUUUGGCUCCUUCCACCUGAUCCGUCUACUCUACGAUGAGUAUAUGUUCUACCUGGUGGAGCACCGUGUUGCUCAGGCAACGGGAGAGACACCCAUAGCAGUCAUGGGUGAGUUUGGUGAUUUAAAUGCUGUGUCUCCUGGAAAUCUGGAUAAAGAUGAAGGCAGUGAAGUAGAAAGUGAAAUGGAUGAAGAACUGGAUGAUUCUUCAGAGCCUCAAGCCAAAAGAGAGAAGACAGAGCUGAGCCAGGCCUUCCCCGUGGGUUGCAUGCAGCCUGUUCUCGAGGGCGGUGUGCAGCCCAGCCUCCUGAACCCCAUCCACAGCGAGCACAUUGUCACGAGUACGCAGACUAUCAGACAGUGCAGCGCCACAGGAAACACCUACACUGCCGUCUAAGGAAGACGCCAGCGUAUUUCUCCAUCUUACACUAGCCCUCUUGAUACUGGGCUUACGUGGAAAAUUCAAGAAGCCUGAAGGUCGACUGUUGUCAGAUUCUAUCUGUGCUGAACAUUACCUUCUAUGGAGUUGUGAAAUGGAAUGGGUGUAUGUAUUUUGCCAGGUCUUUUUUUUUUUAACGUAAACAAAUUAUUUGCCUCUUAAUAAUAAGAGUCCCCCCCCCCCCUCCUUAGUUUCAGGUGUCGAGAAGGAUUUUUACAACACUUAAUGUCAAUGUUUUUUGUUUUCUUAUAAUUAAAAAGUAAUUUACAUUUUUGUAGCUGAAAAUAUUUUAUUGUUGAUUGUUAGUCUUGGUGUAUGAUUUUACGUGUAAGUUUUAAAUUAGAUGCACUUCUGUGAAAUAUCAAAAGAAUGAAUUUCUUUGAUUGACACUGGAGGCAUGCCCAUUUGGCAGCAGAUGCAUCAGAUUUGCUUUGGAAAGGUGCUUGUCGUCGGACAGAACCGUAAGACACUAUUUUGAUAACUUUUUGGAGUAUGGAAAAAGAAUACAGAGCAUUUUUAUAAUAGUGCUAGAGGGUUGGAAAGGUCAUUUAUUUUUCUCUGAAGAAAAAUUGAGCUGUGCGUUUAGCAGUUCAGAGUAAAUGACAGAAUUGCAAGAGAUUAUGCUAAUAUGUACAUAAUUUGUGUACAUAAUUAUUAAACCAUGUUAACAAUGCAAGCUUCCGUUAAACAUUGAAUUUUAACCAUUAUUUGCAUACCAAUUCCUCUGUUAAAGACUACUGAUUCUGUAUUUGGGACCACUGCACAGAUGCAUUCUGCUGUUAAGUGGGGCAGUUAGUUAGAUACUGAAGCUGAAAAAAUGACUUGACUUUUUUUUUUUUUUUAAGUGUACAUGCUACUUAUGCUGAGCUGGACAUACAGGAAACCAUUCCAUUUGGAUGACUUUCUUUUAUUCCAGGUCAUUUUUCCUAAUAGUAGUUCAAUAUGCUGCUAUUAUAAAAGAAAAUUUAUAGAAUGCAAGGAAUGUAGCAACCUGCAUAUCGUUAUUUCCUUCAAAAAUAUUUCCUGGUUUCUAAAGUACAUGGAUUUAAAUUUUAACCAGAACCUGAAGGCAGUGUAACUGGCACACCUCACUGUUACUGAUUCCCAAUUCUGUAGGAUUUGGAUAGGUGGCUGGAUGGACCAUUGCCAUUGAAGAAUGUACAUCAGGGAUCAUCGUACCUCGGCUAUUACAUGGUGCCUUAAAACAGAACUGAAGCUAAGGUUUAGUAAGGUUUAUUUUGUUCAUGUGAGUAACUCUUCAAUCCAUUUGACAAAGUGUGCCUGUCAUUUUCAGAUUCCUGAAGUUAGGACGGGUUACAUGUUCUUCAAAGGAAAUUUAGGGAAAACAAAAAGACAAAAAUCAGUUUCCCUCUUUGAGUGACCAUGAGCCUAUUUUUUAUUCUUAGAGCUGAUUAUUACUUGAUUACAGAUCACAUUGCUUAAGGGUGUGAAAUAGCAGGCUAGUUUUAAUACCAACUUGUUAUGUAAAUUCAUCUAUGUUUUAGACCAUUCUUAUCUAGGUACAGUUCUAGAAAGCUAACAAGAUGAGCAGGUACUUAUCGAAGUGCAUCUUUUCAGUCUAGGCGUUUUUGUCUGUGUGUUUAGGUGUCCACAUGCACACCUUGGAGCCGGUCGGGCAGGAAUCUGCGACACAGUCAUGUCAGAUCCUGGAGAGGGUGCACCCACCCCUUUUAAUUUUCAUGAGAAGCCAAGGUUCUUCCAAGCACUCACAUUAUUAACAGCAACAACAGCAAAGGCACAUCCUUUCAUUGAAAUUAUUGUAAAACUCAAAGCAGCAAAAAUGAAGCCAAAAAGACAGAAAGAAAGCACAAAAUUAUUUACAGAUUAUUGAUGAGGCCUAUAGUAAAUUCAAGAUGUUUACCUUUCCAGUUGU
This is a messenger RNA of Lepus europaeus (European hare), 4440 nucleotides long. It is a transcript of the gene RFX3, whose product is annotated as regulatory factor X3. The transcript has 17 exons. Bases 255 to 2504 code for a protein of 749 amino acids. The record is from RefSeq and is a predicted model, not a curated record. Gene Ontology annotation, biological process: regulation of transcription by RNA polymerase II. Lineage: Eukaryota; Metazoa; Chordata; Mammalia; Lagomorpha; Leporidae. Gene Ontology annotation, molecular function: DNA-binding transcription factor activity, RNA polymerase II-specific; RNA polymerase II cis-regulatory region sequence-specific DNA binding. Gene Ontology annotation, cellular component: nucleus.